Lathyrus sativus (Indian pea) is the source of this 534-nucleotide messenger RNA. The record is from the annotation of a GenBank genome assembly. NCBI's taxonomy places the organism in Eukaryota, Viridiplantae, Streptophyta, Magnoliopsida, Fabales, Fabaceae.
AUGUCUCUUCAGCUUCAGCUACAUCUUCCUGGUUUUGCUGUUGGGCGCGUGAAAUCAACCACACGGCCGCUGCGUGCACGAAGAGUCAAAACCUUGGCUACUCUGUCGCAACCCCAAAGCGACGGCGUUAACUGGGUAGAAGCAACUUCAAGUUUCUUCGAGCAAGACAAAAGACCCAUCAUGUUAUUUGACGGUGUAUGCAAUUUGUGUAAUGGAGGAGUAAAGUUUGUUCGUGAUAAUGAUCGAAAUAAGACAAUCAGAUAUGAAGCUCUUCAGAGUGAGGCUGGUAAGAUGUUACUUAGGAGAUCAGGAAGAGCCCCUCAUGAUAUCUCAAGUGUUGUUCUCGUUGAAAAUAAUAGAUCAUACAUAAAGUCAGAAGCUGUGCUGAAGAUAAUGGAGUACAUAGACUUACCCUUUCCUCAACUAGCGUUUCUUCUUCACUUCAUGCCUUUGUUUGUCAGAGAUUUUGUUUAUGACAAUGUUGCAAAUAACCGUUACACCGUUUUCGGUCGCUCUGAAUCAUGUGAAAUUUAG